Molecule: messenger RNA, 1896 nt
Organism: Staurois parvus
Lineage: Eukaryota; Metazoa; Chordata; Amphibia; Anura; Ranidae
Source: the annotation of a GenBank genome assembly
AUGCACGGGCCGGAGGAGCUCGCCAUGGAGGAUGAGGAGGGCACCGAGGAGGAGAUGUCGUUCAGUGACCCGGAGGACUAUGUGGACGAUAUCACGGAUGAGGAGUUGCUCGACGAUAUCUUGAAAGAACGGCCACAAGAAGCGGAUGGCAUAGACUCUGUCGUUGUGGUGGAUAACGUCCCUCAGGUCGGACCUGACCGUUUGGAGAAGCUGAAAAAUGUUAUCAAUAAGAUUUUCUCCAAUUUGGAAAGAUCACCAAUGAGUACUACCCAGACACAGAAGGAACAACUAAAGGAUAUAUUUUCUUGGAGUAUGCAUUACCAGCUCAGGCUCAGGAUGCAGUAAAGAAUGCAGAUGGAUAUAAGUUGGACAAGCAGCACACCUUUAGAGUAAACAUUUUCACAGACUUUGAUAAAUAUAUGGUCAUUGGUGAUGAGUGGGAGGUUCCUGAGAAACAGCCAUUUAAAGACUUUGGUAACCUUCGGUCUUGGCUUGAAGAUCAAGACUGCCGUGAUCAGUUCAGUGUUAUAUAUGAGGCAGGCGACAGAACGUCCAUAUUCUGGAAUGAUGUGAAAGAACCAGUUCCUGUUGAGGAGAGAGCCCGAUGGACUGAAACAUAUGUUCGCUGGUCUCCAAGAGGAACCUACUUGGCUACCUUCCAUCAGAGAGGUAUUGCUUUUGUGGGGAGGAGAGAAAUUCAAGCAGAUUCAGAGGUUCAGCCAUCAAGGGGUACAACUCAUUGACUUUUCUCCUUGUGAGAGGUAUCUUGUUACCUUUAGCCCUCUUAUGGACACUAAGGAUGACCCACAAGCAAUCAUUAUCUGGGACACUCUAACUGGACAGAAAAAGAGAGGAUUCCAUUGUGAAAGUUCAGCUCACUGGCCUAUCUUUAAGUGGAGUCACGAUGGCAAAUUCUUUGCCCGAAUGACACUGGAUACGCUCAGCAUUUAUGAAACACCUUCCAUGGGUUUGCUGGAUAAAAAGAGUUUGAAGAUCACAGGAAUAAAAGAUUUCUCCUGGUCUCCUGGGGGUAAUAUCCUAGCGUUCUGGGUUCCAGAAGACAAAGAUAUUCCUGCUAGAGUGACCCUAAUGCAACUUCCAUCCAGGCAAGAGAUCAGAGUAAGGAAUCUUUUCAAUGUGGUUGACUGCAAGCUUCACUGGCAGAAGAAUGGAGACUACCUUUGUGUGAAGGUGGAUAGGACACCAAAGGGAACUCAGAUCAAUGUUUUCUCUUGCCUGCAGGGUGUGGUAACCAAUUUUGAGAUAUUCAGAAUGAGAGAGAAACAAGUCCCAGUAGAUGUGGUUGAAAUGAAAGAUGGCAUCAUUGCUUUUGCCUGGGAACCCAAUGGAAGCAAAUUCGCCGUGCUCCAUGGAGAAGUCCCUCGGAUAUCGGUAUCUUUCUACCACGUCAAGAAUAAUGGCAAGAUUGAGCUUAUAAAAAUGUACGACAAACAACAAGCUAAUACAAUCUUCUGGAGUCCACAGGGACAGUUCUUGGUCUUGGCAGGAUUGAGAAGCAUGAAUGGUGCCCUGGCCUUUGUUGACACCUCAGACUGCACCAUCAUGAAUAUUGCAGAGCAUUAUACAGCCUCUGAUGUGGAAUGGGAUCCAACAGGCCGUUACGUUGUCACAUCUGUGUCCUGGUGGAGCCAUAAAGUGGAUAAUGCAUAUUGGAUGUGGACAUUCCAAGGUCGUCUUCUCCAGAAGAACAACAAAGAUAGAUUCUGUCAGCUUUUGUGGCGACCAAGGCCACCAACCCUGCUGAGUGUAGAUCAGAUAAAGCAAAUCAAGAAAGAUUUGAAGAAGUACUCAAAAAUAUUUGAACAGAAAGAUCGAUUGAGUCAGUCUAAAGCUUCAAAGGUAAAACAAUACUGCAAAUGGAUUUUGAACUCUUAA